AUGGCGGCGACGGUCGACGUUGGCUACCUGGCCGCGUCCUACUCCGUCCCCGAGACGACGCUACAGUCAUUACUAUCCGAACCCACCAUAGAGCUAGUCCAGACGCUGCUCACCCAAAUCGAAGCCAAGGCACGCGCCUACGAUGACUUGCAGUCGGACAAGAUUCGCACCGAUGUCGAGCUCGAAGCAGCUAUCCAGGGCGGCGAGCAGCGCGCGCGGGUCUUGAAGGCCACGGCAGAGAAGGCGCAGAAGGAGGCCGAGGAAUUGAAGAAGAAGCUUGUCCAAGAAGAAAAUGCACGGCAAGAGGCAGAGUCGGCGCUGCACAACCUGCAGGCCACGGCUAGCAGCUCCUCGUCUGAGACGCAGGCUCUGGAGUCGCGCAUCAAGACACUCGAGUCCCAGAACCGCGACAUGAUUGCCAUGCACGAAACUAAGACGACCGCACACGACCGCCUCGCGAAGGAGCUUACCGAGCAACACCAGAAGUCCGUCGAGCUGCGCAAGCAGGUGUCCGCACUCGAGGAGAAGACACAGUCUCUUGAGAGCGCUGCCACCAAUGUCAAGUUCCGCGAGGCCAACCUGCAGCAGGAAAUUGAGCAACUCCGCAGCAACAACGACUGGUACACGACCGAACUCAAGACACGCGCCGACGACCACAGCAAAUACCGAAAGGAGAAGAAUGCGCAGAUUGCCCAGCUUCAGCGCGAGAACGCUGAUGCCGCCGAGACCAUUGAUGAACUGCGCCGUGCCGAGACACUGUUGCGACAACACAUUGAGGAGCUCAAGAGCAAGGCAGAGGAGGAUCGCUUGCGUAUCGAGGAGCUGGAGAACGCAGCAUCAGCUGCCGAGGCUCACUUCCGCAUCGAGCUCGACAGCGCACGCCGGCUGUCGACAUUGCAUCAGCAAAACAAUGAGAUGACAAAGAAACGCUUGGAGCAGCUGCAGGCGGACAGCAGCCGUGUCCAAGAGGAGGCUGCCACCGAGAUUGGGCAACUGCAGGCUGAGGUCGAGGUGGAACGCGAAAGGGCUGCCGAAGCCGAUGCGCGCACUGCUGAGCUGGAGACGCUCGUCGAGACCCUCAAGAGCGACAACUCCGAUCUUCGAAGUUCCGUCCGUGUCCCUGGAACACCACGACAUGGCAUGAGCAUGAACGGCGGCUUCAGCCCCCCAGGCAGAGCAGCUUCGCCCGCCGUCGUUUUCUCUCCUGGCGGCUCGCAGCUCAAGACCGAUGCGUCCAAGACUCAGCUACUCAUCGAGAAUAACGACCUCAAGAAGGAGCUACGCAAGGUCCGUGAGAAGCAAGAAGAGCAGACCAACGUCCUCAACGAAAUGCUACAAGAGAUGGAACGGGCCCAGCCAGAAUUUGACGAGAUUCGUCGUCAAAACGAUGCGCUCAUCGAGCAGAACAACGAAGUCUCCGCCCUUCUCGAGGAAGCUAUUGCCGAACGCGAGGCAGCACAACGGGAAUCGCGCAAGGCCUUGGGUGACCUGGAGGGCGUGCACAACGAAUCUGGUCUCCUGCGUCGCCAGGUUCAGGAUAUGACUAUCCAGCUACGUACCUUGCUGUGGCGUCGGCAAGUAGAAGAGGAUGGUCUAGGUAGUCUCACUGAGGAACAGCAGGAGUUCAUCAUCAACGCUGUCGAGAAGAACGAAGUGCCUGACAAGCACAUACCCGAAGACUCGCCUACACACAGCAUGAUCACCAAGCAUCUUAUUCUUUACAAGGACAUCGCUAGCCUCCAGCAACAAAACGCCGAGCUGACACGCACUCUUCGACAAGUGGGCGACGAACAGGAGAGGCAAGAGGUCAGAAUGAAGUCUGAGCAAUACCAACACGACAUCGAGGAGCUUGGUCGCCUGCGCUCCGUGGUUGCGGAGAAGGAAGAAGAGAUCAAGUCCCUCAACGUUCGCUCGCAAACCCUCAAGACUGAGCGCGACAUGUACAGCCGUAUAGUCAGCGGCCGAGGACAGCAAGCAUCUUUCUCCCAGUCAACGUCUGCGUUUGCACAGUCAGUGCCUGCGACCGGAGGUGCCUUGUUGCUAGAAAAUGGAUCGCAAUCCCGCGACAUUCCAGAGUACAGCAAGCUCAUCAAGGACCUUCAGUCCCACAUUGACCUGCUCAAAGAGGAGAGUGCCACUGACCGCGCCACACUCAAGGCGCAAGUCGACAACCUCACCAAGGAUAACUCACAACUUCAAAGUGAUAAGCUCCGCUUUGAGUCGCAGGUGCGUCGAGAGCAGGACCGGUAUGCUCGCCUGGAGGGAAGCAUCAAAUUGCUCCAAUCUGAGAAGGACUCGCUUCAAGAACGCUACAACAAAGUCCAGGCGACUAUGGCCCAGCAGGACGACAGGCUUGUCAAGGCCACUCAAAAUGCCGCUGAAGCCGAGGCCCGUCUGCAGAGCUUACAAGGUGAGAUGGUCCAGGUCAAGGCAUCUCAACAAAUGUCCGCGACGAUUGAAGCUCGUCUCAAAGAAAGGAACCAAGAGUUGAUGAGCGAGCGCGAUCGGUUGAGCAACAUGGUUUCUCAAAUCCAAAGCUUGCGCAAUGAAGCUGAGUUGGCUACAGCAGAGAGUCGGCGCGAGUUGCAGAACACGGUGGACAAGCUCCGGACCGACUUGCAGAGUGCCGAAAGCAAACUGGAGGAUGAAAUUGCCGAGCAUAAGAAGGCUACUGCACAGCGGGAGUACGAGCGGACUGAAGCGCAACGACGAAUUGACGAUCUUAUCGCCGCGCGCAAUAGUGCUGAGGUCAAGUCUGCGACUGCCGAAUCAACACGCCAACAGCUGGAACAACGCAUCAAGGACCUCCAGAAUCAGCUCCAGACCGCCGAGGAGCGCGUACAGGCUCUCCAGCCACAGACCAACGGCUCGAGCGAAGAGCAGGAUUCUGUCAGCCGUGAGGAACAGCUGGCCGAACAAGUUUCAGAUCUCAAGCGCAAGAUUCAGCGCAAGGAGGAGGACCUUGAAGCUGUUACUGCCCAGAUUGCUGGUUUCCAGGAUAUCGCACAGGACGCCGAAAACCGAUUACAGACUUUCGUCGAAGCCCACGAACGACUCCAGGAGCAACUCAAUCUUGCACAAGAAGAGAAGGACGCAACUAUCAGCGACCUUCAGCAGCGUGUUGAGGACAUCUCAUCUGAGCUUGCUACCAGUAGCACCGAACUCACUGAACUGAGGGGCAAGCAUGAGCAAGACACCUUGGUACUGAGGCAAGAGAAGGAAACCCUGGAGGCAGAAAUCACCCGACUCAAGAAUGACGUCGCCGACUACAAGGCCGAGGCCGAAAACCAAACACAAUACGUCAAGACCCAGGCCGACAUUGCAGAGCGUGCCCAGAAGGACUACGAGCAUGAGUUCCAGAAGCACGCCGAGAGCAUGGAGAAGCUUCGCGAGCUACGAGACCAGCACAACCAACUUCAGUCUCAGAUCACCGAGUUCAAAACACAGGCUGAAGCUGCACGAACGACACUGGAGCAAAGCCAAGACCACUGGAAGUCUACUGAGGGUCGAUAUGAGGAGCAGCUUACUGAAGCCAGACGCCGCCAUGAUGACUUGAAGCAAUACAACCAGACUUUGCUCAAGCAGUUCGACGAAUACAAGGAACAAAUCAACAGCUUAAAGAACGACCGAGGCGCUGCGGCUGGUGAGACCGGUACCGCAGAAUCCGGCUCAAGCAAUCUCCAGGAUAUUGAGACAUAUCUCCGCCGCGAGAAAGAGAUCUUGGAGGUGCAGCUCAACCUCAAGGUACAAGAGUCGAAGCGUCUGGAGCAGCAACUCACGCACGCCCAAGGCCAGCUCGACCAAACGCGAGAAAAGUUGUUGGAAGAGCAGGCCAAGGCUUCUGGUUCCCACAGCAACUCCAGCCUUGCACAUCUCAACAAGAACCUCGAAGAGCUCAAUGUUUACCGUGAGAGCAAUGCGACAUUACGAAGUGAAAACACUCGUCUUCAAGCCUCGUUCGCAGAGAAGGCUAAGGAAUUGGAAGACCUGCAGGCUCAACUAGAACCCUUGCAAAUUCGCGUAACCGAGCUUGAGGGUGAGCUAGAGCUCAACGUCGGUCACCUCAAGGCUGUCCAAGAGGACCGCGACCGUUGGCAGAAGCGCCACCAAGAUGUGCUCCAACGAUACGACCGCAUUGAUCCUAAGGAACUCGAGGAUCUCAAAAAACAGAUUGAAGACCACAAGGUUGAGCGCGAUCAGGCACUUGAGCAAGUGGCAGGCCUCAAUGAGCAGAUCACAGCCCUUACUGGCGAGGUACAAACUGCUAAUGCCGAGCGUGAUAACAUCCAGAAGUCUGAAAGGGAGAAGUUCCAAAAGAAGCACAACGAGCGCAUGAAGGUUAAGAACGACGAAAUCAGCGCGCGCACUGCUGAGCGAGACGAGGCUCAGAAGUCUGUUACAAACUUGCAGCAGGAGAUUGAACGCAUUCGACAGGAACUCACGAACGCACAAACAACGAGUGCGGGUGCUGGUCAAUCCCAGGAGCGAAUCGCGACACUCCAGAAGGAACUGGAGCAGAUCCGAACGCAGCUCGCGACCACUCAGCAAGAACUCAAUGCUGCAAGGACCGCUCGUGACGAAGCCAUUGCUCAAGCGAGUGCAUCUGCCCAAUCGACUGGCAACGCAGAAGCAGGCGAGGAAGGCCAAAUCACCGAGACAUCUGAUGCGACUGCACAGCAACUGGCACAAUUGCAGAAGCAGCUGGCUGAAGCUCAACAAAAGGCUGCAGACGCAGAGAGCAGCCGAUCAGCCACUGCAGCUCAACUGGAGAAAAUCCAAACAGAGACUGCGGCUCAGGCCGCUACCAUGGAUGAGCUUCGACAGCAGCUUUCGCAAUCCCAGCCUCAAGGUCAACAGCCCGCGACCAGCUUGGCUCCUGCCGAACCCGCGGCUGAUUCCGCUGUGGCAGCUGAUACUGAGAAGCUUAGAGAGGAGCUUGCUGCAAAGGCAGCCGAAGUCGAAGAUCUGCGGGCUCAACUUGCCAGCGCGAAAUCAGCUCAACACACCGCUGAAGGUGAGACGCAGCCAGAAGUCACGCAGAACAGCGAAGAAAUCGCAGCCAUCAAAGCUUCGUUGGAUCAACGAGAGGCUCAGUUGAAGGAGCUUGAGACGUCGCUGAAUGCCCGCGAAGCCAAGGUCGUCGCGAGAGAAGGUAAUCUAGAGAAGAUUAAGACCAAGGCCAACGAUCAGAUCAAAAAGAUUAGGGAUGAGUCCAGCCAAGAGCUCAUCAGGGUGAAGGACGCUCACCAAGUCGAGCUGGAGCGUCUACAGCAAGAACUGCAGAAAGCAGCCCCUCCACAAGACGCUCCCAAGGAAGCUACGCCAGCCGUUACUCAACCCGCACCGGAUGGCAUGGUCAACACGGAAGAUCUGCCGCGACCAACAGUCACAGACCAGCAGCUAAAGGCUUGGUUGAAGAACAACACCGGUGCUUACAGAGUAUUUGUGUCUCAAGUCAAGUCCAAUCUCCAAGGACAAAUGGCUAAGAAGGAUGAGAUGAUCAAGAAACUCGAGCAGGAGAUCCAACAACUUAAGACACAGAUCCAGGAGAAUGCCCAAAAGGUCAUCGACGGCCUUACAGGUGUCAAGCAGGAGCCUGAGCAAGCUAAGGAGGCUGGCUCAAGCGAGGACCUGGCUGCAGUCAACGCUGCAUGGGAGAAGAAGCUGAAGGAGAAGUUGGAGGAAUUGGAGGCAAAGCUGGCCAAAACACAUGAGCUCAAGUCGAAACUGAAGGAUUCGCAGCUGAAGCUCGUUAGGACGAGAUUCGGCUAUGUCGAGAAGGCCGCAAAGGAAACGCCUACAGAGGAAGUUGCAAAGGUAUACGCGAUUGCGCUACAGCAGAAGCCAGUGGAAGCUGCUAAGCCUGUACAACCUGCUACACCCGCAAAACCUGCUGCCACACAAGGUCAAGCACCGACAUCGACACCGCAGCAACAGCCAGUAGCACCCUCCACAACCAACACACCCCAGGCAAACGGCGCCAGUAACGCGCCUCCGGCUCAAGCGUCCCAACCCGCACCUUUCCAACAAUCCAACCCCCAGCCCAAUCCCUUCGCUCAAGCUGCCCCUGCUGGCCAUGGCACCAACGCAGACCCAUUCCCACGUAGCCAAAGCCAGAUGGGUCGCGGACUCCCACAGCCAGGUUUCACAGUUCAAGGUCAAGCACAGCAGCAGCAGCAGUCGGGACGCGGCCGCGGCGACGGUGUAGGAACGGGCCCUGCUGCUAUUAGAGGAGCUCUUGCAUCAAACAUCCCCCGCGGUGGUGCUGGAAGCGGCAUCCCUAUGCCUGGUGGUAGGGGACGAGGCCAAAACCAGCAACAACCUCAAACCCAACCCCAGAAUAAUCAGCAACAGAAUCAAGGUCCUAAUGCUGGAGCUGGAGCCGGUGCUUCGCAAAUUGGUCGUGGCAAUGGUCGAGGUGCGGGUCGUGGCCGUGGUCAAUCAAAUCAGAAUCAAGGAUCACCAGCAAGAGGUGGCUUGAAUCCUGGUGCGCAGGGUUUCCAGCCUGGUCAAAGCCAAGGCGGUCAGGGACAGGCUGGACGCGGACAGAAGCGUGGCGCGGAAGAUGAUAUUGGUGAAGGUGCGACGAGAGGUGGGAAGAGGGCACGAGGUGGACGUGGUGGUGCUGGCGGCGGUGGUGCUGGACAACAGCAGCAGGGUGCUGCUGAGUAA
This is a messenger RNA of Alternaria arborescens, 6672 nucleotides long. RefSeq lists its product as hypothetical. Gene Ontology annotation, biological process: mRNA export from nucleus; protein import into nucleus. The record is from RefSeq and is a predicted model, not a curated record. Lineage: Eukaryota; Fungi; Ascomycota; Dothideomycetes; Pleosporales; Pleosporaceae. The coding region runs from base 1 to 6672 and encodes 2223 amino acids. Gene Ontology annotation, molecular function: structural constituent of nuclear pore. The transcript has 3 exons. Gene Ontology annotation, cellular component: nuclear pore.